This is a messenger RNA of Ectocarpus siliculosus, 5520 nucleotides long. The record is from the annotation of a GenBank genome assembly. Lineage: Eukaryota; Phaeophyceae; Ectocarpales; Ectocarpaceae.
AUGAGGCGGAGCCGCAACGCGCCGCCAAAGGUGGAUGAGGGCGGCGACGAUUCCGGGCAGAUGGUGGUUGGGACGGGCGUCACGAUGGACUUCUCAGCGAUGGACGACCCCUCUCUAACGGUGGUUGUGCGAGGAGUCAUGAGGCAUGCCGUGCUAAAAACGGAGAACGUGAUCGUUACGGGAAGGCUGCACGGAAACGUCGAGGCGAAGACGCUAGAGAUCUCUAAGGGCGCCCUGUUCCUGGGCAAGGCCAUGGUGGGUUCGGCGACGGUGGCGGGGAGGCUGGAGGGGAUCCUUGUUGUGGGCAACAUGCUCCCCAUGAGGAGCUCGGGACACUGGGACGGGGUGUUCCGCUAUGGGCAGCUGAACGUCCAGCACGGGGGAAAGCUCACGGGAGCCGUAAAGGCCGCCUCCCCGGCGGACGUGGGCAUCGGGGACAUCCCCGUCCCAGACCUCCCGCCGGGAACUUGGGACGACUUCUGGGGCAAGGGGGGCGGCGGUAGGGCGGAGGGGGGGAGCGGGGACGUCUCUUCCUCCUCCGCCUCCUCUUCCGGCAGGUCGACUUCUCUCCGAAGAGUGAGCGAACCUCUGCAGACCGAAAACGCAGCACAGCUUGAGAGUGCCGCCGCUGGUGUCUCGGGGGAAGAUGAAGCACCGCCAGGGACGGCGACCGCCGCCGCCGCCGCCGCCGGUGCUGCCGCCGGGCUGCCUUCCACGGCGACGACAACACCGAAAGAGCGCGGGGAGAUUAUGAUGCCGUCGCCCGCAGAGGACGUCACGACGACCCCGCCAGAGGAGGCUCACGAAGAGAUGUCGCCGUCCGCCCAGUUGGUGUUCGGCAACGGUAACGGCGGCGGCGGUGGGGGUAGCGAGUGCGUCCUGAGCCCGGUGUCGGCGGUCUCCGGCGGGGCGUGGGGGGCUCCGCGGGAUCCUCCCGCGGUGGACGGGGGGUCCCCGGGGGGUUCUGAGACCGCCGAGGUUGACAUGAUGGACUUCUUGCAGGAGGUUGGGCAGCAGCGGCUGAGGGACGAGGCCCGGGAAGAGCAUGCUACGGAGGCGAUGACAGCCGUGGGGACGCCGGUUUCGGCGGCGGGGUCGGUCACCGGGUUCGCCCGCACGCCUGCGGGACAUCCGACGGAAAUCGGACCAGACAACAACGUUGUCUCAGGUUCUUCUUUACAGCAGCAAGCGAGCGUCGUACCGAGGCCGGAGGGUUCCGCGGGAGGGGACAGCGAGCUGUCGGCUAUGGUGGAGAAAGACGAGGACGCUGUGAAGGAUGGCCUGCAAAGAAUCCUGCACAUCCGUCAAACGGCGCAGGAAUCAGUAGCCGCCGACGCCGCUGCCGACGCCGCGAAAGCCAACGACUCCGUGCCUGGAGAAAAUGGCGGCGAUUUCAGGGCCACCCUACCUGCCGCAAGGAUGGAAGCAGCGGCGGCUGCUGUGCGGACGGAGCCGCGGUUGUUGGCUGCAACUUGGAGUCACAUUAACCAGGACCGCUCGAGGCAACCCCGCUGCGGACCGAAGACCCCAGAAGAACGGCUGAAGGCCAUCGAAGACGCCAAGGCUGCCCUCCGAUCACGAGUCGCCCUCCGCAAGGCGUCGCAGUCAGAGCAGGAGUUUGUGAAUCAGCAAGGGACCACCAGUCGCCGCCCGGUGAGCCUGGGCCGCAGCGAGCUCGGCAGCUCCAGCCCUAUCAGCUCCAGCUUCGGCGGCAGCGCUAGCGCCAUCGGCAGCCGCAGCAGCCGCGGCGGCGGCGGCGGCCAGACCCCCACUUUCGCCGUGACACACCCGACCUAUGGCGAACAACCUCAGCAGCAGCAGCAGCAGCAGACGGCUGCUUCUGACGCGGGUGGGGUGACACCGAGCGGAGGCCUUGCUGGCGUGUACGACGACGACGACGAUGACGGCGGCACAGCUCCCGCUUCCUCCGGAGGCGCAGAGGCGGCCGACCAGGGCCUCGGCUCCUCGGACGGCGCCAGCGGGUGCGCCGCGGGUGCCUCGGGGGGAAACGGGGCGGUGGAGGCGGCGGCGGCGGCCGCCAUGGCUCUCGAGGCCGGGGACAUGACCCUUUCCGGGGGGGCGGCUGUCGCGCUGGCGUCCCCGGGGAAGGACAGAGGCGUUUCGGACGGGGAGGCGCCGGGCGGGCUGCUGAUGACCGGACGCCGUGGGAAGGUGCACCUGUCGGGGAGUUACACGGAGGCGGCGGCGGCGGCGGUGGCGGCGGCGGCCGCGGCGGCCGCGGCGGCCGCGGCGGCGGCGAAAUCGUCGUCGUCGUCGGUAUCGCCGACGAAUAAGUCGGCGUUCGGAACGCCCCCUCGUGUGGCCCGAAGCGGGAGCGCGUCUGAGGGGAGGUAUCUUCACAGCCCACCUCCUGGGCCCCUCCUUGUCCACCCUCAGCGCCGACAAGCAGCGGCGGAGCAUUCUCGUAAUGGCGGCGGCGGGGGCAGCGACUUCGCGUGGAGUAAAGUCGGCGCUUUUCCUUUCGGACAAGGGCCGCGGACGGCAUCGAGCUUCCCGGUGGGGAACGGCGGCGGCGGCGGUGGCAGCAGCGGUGGCGGCGGCGUGGGCUUUCGAGCAACGGCAGACGGCGAGGGGCGGGCGGGGGGGGGAGGCACCACCGCCGGCGCCGCGGGUGCUAGUAGCUUGAGCGGCGUCGGCAGCAUCGCCGACAUCGGCGGCGAUCUAGGAGACGGGAACGCACCGGUGUCCCCCAUCGUGCGCAUGCCGGCGGAGGAGUUCUCCGCCCGCUCGCUCGGAGGCAUGUUCGGGGCAAAGUCGCAGGAGGAAGUGGAGGCAGAGGAGGUGUGGCAGCGGGGGUCCACGGCCUUGAUGCGAGAAGACACCAUCUCUCCGCCGGCGCAUUCGCCGUCGCCGCAACCGGCCGCAGCUGCUACGGCCUCGGGUGAGGGCACCGGGAGAAGCGGCGACGGCGACGGCGGCGUCCCGUCGACCGCCAGGCCAUCGACGUCGGCACCUCCUGGCGGAGCAGCCGCGGAAGCGGCCUCUGGUCCUCCUUCCUCCCGUGCUGCUGCCAGCGGCGGCGGCGGCGGCGGGUUUUCCUCGGUGGAGGCGGCAUCGAAGGACGUCGGGGAUUCGUUGAGCGGGAAGGGCGGGAGCGAGAGAGCGAGGCCCGGGAACCAGAAGUGGCGGGAGAUCCGCGACAAGGCGCUCGCCGCGAACGGCGGCUCGUUCACGACCGCGAGGCGAUUGGCGAACAGCGCGGCGUCGCCGAAGCCUAAGCUGGAGUUCAAGAGGAGCGCACUGCCUACCCUGGGACAGCUGCGGCGCAACUCGGUGUCGCCGACGCCGUCUUUGCUCGCCGGGGGGGUGAGGAAAGGGAGCAUCAUCCGCAAGAGCAAGAGCGACUGCAGUGGCGAUGAGGGCGGGGAGGGUAGCAGUAGUAGUAGUAGUAGUGCCAUCCGAUCCAUCGGGACCCCCGAGGAGGAGGAGGAGCGCAUGCAGGCAAAGAGGAGGGAGGUGGCCGAGAAGAAGGCUAUCGCGGCCAGGGCGGUCGCCGCGAGAGACUUGGCGACCCAGCGCGCGGCGGAGGCGGCGCGGGCCGCGGAGGCUGCCGUUACAAACGCGGAGGAGUUGGCGGCGGCGGUGGCGCGGGGAAAGGCUGCCCAAUCGCCCGGCACGGACACGCCGGCCGUUGCGACGACCGCUCCGCCCACCAUCGUCGUCCAAGCCGCCGCACCCCCGGUUGGCAACGAGCAGCACCACCCGGAGGGCGGUGCUGUUGAGGUGGUGGCGCCGGCAGCCGCAGACGCAGACGCAGACGCAGACGCAGACGCAGAUGCCUCCGGGCUGUUGCCGGUCGCUGAGCGCGAGGCCACCGACGGGUUGAAGGAUGAUGGGCUUGUUGCCGCCACGGUUAGCGCUUCGACGACGGUCUCGGCUGUGGUGGCAGGGCAGAAGGAGGAGGAGGCGCCGAGCAGCAACCAGACGGUAGUGCAGGGGGGUGAACAACCUCCCGCCGCCACGACGCCGGGUCCGGUGCCGAUGGCCGUUUCGGGAGCAGAGUCGUCGGCGGAGAGCACCGGGGUCGCGCAGCAGCAGGCGGAACCGGCGCCGGCGCUGCUGGAACCAACAGGGGAAGGGGAAGCAGCAACAGCUGCAGAGGGGGGCGUAGCGCCGACAUCAACCGCCGUGCUGACGCCGACGGGAGGAACGCCGCCGGCAACGGCUGCUGUCGCCGUCCCGGCAACGGUGGUAGCAGCAACCCCAGCAGUCACGCUUCCAGCGGCAGCGGCAGCGACGGCAACGGCUCCUCCUCCUCCACCCGCAGAGGCAGCACCAGCAGCGCCAGGAGCAGCAGCGAACAAGCCGGCGGCGGCCGCCGCCGCCCCUGAGAAGAGGGCCGUGAGCACCAGCCCCUGCGCCAGCCCGAGGAUCCUGUACGGCGGGCGAGACUUCCGGGCGAGGCUGCUGGCGCCCGGCCUCGGCGCCGGCGGCACGCUCGGCGGGAGGCGGGAGUUGCCGGUGAGGGCGGGGGACGGGACCGGGGAAGAGACUUCCCCGGUCAAAUCACCCGGUUUGUCGCGAAUACAGUCGGAGGGAGGGCUCACCAACAUCGUAGAGGCUAAGUCCAGCUUCGCCGUCAAGCAGCGAGGAUUGGUGGCAGGGAGACCUUCCCGAGAGCGCAGUGGUUUCGUUGCCGCUGACACCGUCAAGAAGGGGCUGGGACCCGCCGGCGCAUUCGCGGGGAACUCCAACUGGCGGGUAGAAGCGAGCAGAGAAAAAGAGAAGUCCGCUGCCGACGUUAAGGGCGACGGGCACGGAGGAUUCCACAACCCGAUGGCCGCGCUGCGGGCGCAGCAGCAGCAGCAACGCGCCCAGCAGCAACAAGCCCGGCGAGUCCGGACGGGAUCGGAGGACUGGCAGACGCCACCGGCGACCAGCGCGGGCGUUGACGAAGCCGGCGGCGGAAUCAGCAGGGUGUCGUCGCCUUCAUCGGAGCCAACGUCAACAACAUCACCGCGUGCGUCGGGGAUGGAAGCGGCCGGUACCCCCGCCGACCCGGCACCAGCUCCGCUAGCGAUGCCUGCGUGGAUGCUGUCGAAGGGGAUUUCGGGGGCGGGCGGGCGGGCGCUGCGGAGCCCCCCGGGGGGCAGGUUGCUGCGGAGCAGGGUGUCGCCGGCGCGCGGCUCGCCGGCAGGAAGAAGGCACGGCUUUGGCAGUGGCGGUGACUUGUUAUCCCGCGGGUCGGUGGGGCGGCCGCUGUUGUCGUCGUCUUCGACGACGUCGUCGCCGGACCGGCCGGCGCCUGCGCUGGUGGCAGCGGCGGCGGCGACAGCGGCGUCCGCCCUCCCCACGGAACCGGGGAAGGACGAGGACGACGCAUCAGCUAGGGAUACAGCCGCUGAUGCUGCCGACAGUACCACCGAGAACACGGGUGGUGAUGGCGCGCGGGGCGACGACGUUGCCGGGUCGGGGCCUGGCUCGGAAUCGGUCGAGGUCGGCGGUGGCGUUGCCGUUGAGGGCGGCACGGCCCCGGAUGCCGAGCUCCUGUAUAACUAA